Messenger RNA from Columba livia (rock pigeon), 3926 nucleotides. Its product is annotated as zinc finger protein 665. The record is from RefSeq and is a predicted model, not a curated record. Gene Ontology annotation, molecular function: RNA polymerase II cis-regulatory region sequence-specific DNA binding; DNA-binding transcription factor activity, RNA polymerase II-specific. Gene Ontology annotation, biological process: regulation of transcription by RNA polymerase II. Bases 1 to 2445 code for a protein of 814 amino acids. Lineage: Eukaryota; Metazoa; Chordata; Aves; Columbiformes; Columbidae. The transcript is spliced from 2 exons.
AUGUGCCCAAAACCGGAGAUCCGCCCCAAAAUGUGCCCAAAACCGGCAGAUCCACCCAAAAUGUGCCCAAAACCGGGAGAUCUGCCCCAAAAUGUGCCCAAAACCGGGCUCCUGAGAUCAUCCCCAAAACCCAUUGGAUCGUCCCCAAAACUGAUUAGAUCGUCCCCAAAACCCAUUGGAUCGUCCCCAAAACCCAUUGGAUUGUCCCCAAAACGCAUUGCAUCGUCCCCGCCCCCCCCGGUCCCUAGUGACCCCUCCCCCGUUUUCCGCCGCAGACGCCGCGUUGCCGAGCGACCCCGAGGACGACGCCCCCCCCGGCACAACCGGCUCCGGCGCCGCCGAAACCCGACGGCGCCAAAGCCGCCGGCCACGGCGCCGCCGCGGCAGCCCCGGCGCGACCCGCGGCGCCGCCGGCGUCCAAGCGCGCGGCCAAGUCCUCGCGCCGCGGCUUCCAGAAGUUCCCGGCGGCGCGCGGCGCGCUGCCACGACUGCGGCAAAGCGCUGGCGUUCGCCUCCGCCUUCAGCAAGCGGCGGCGCCGGCAGCGCCGCGGCGGCCCCGGCGAGAAGCCCUAUAAGUGCCCCGAUUGCCCCAAGACGUUCAGCGUGGGUUCGGCGUUCAUCCAGCACCGGCGCGUCCACGGCGCCGCCGCGCCGUGCCAGUGCGGCGUGUGCGGCAAGAGCUUCUCGGCCAGCGCGGGGUUGGUGAAGCACCAAAAGUCGCACCUGGAGGAGAAGCCGUUCAAGUGCGGCGACUGCGGCAAAGGGUUCAACUGGAACUCGCACCUGGAGCGGCACCGGCGCAUCCACACCGGCGAGAAGCCGUACGCGUGCCACGAGUGCGGCAAGAGCUUCAGCUGGAGCUCGCACCUCGACCGGCACCGGCGCACGCACGCCGGCGCCAACAGCGCCAACGCGGCCGCGUGCCGCUGCGCCGAGUGCCCCAAAAAGGGCCCGGGAUGCGGCGGCGACGUCUCGGCCAAGAAGAAGACGCCCAAUGGGCCAACGGGGACGCCGUGCGAGUGCGGCGGCGUCUCGGCCAAGAGCGCGGCGUUGGCCAACAAGACGCCCAAUGAGCCAAUGACGCCCAACGAGCCAACGGGGAAGCCGUGUGAGUGCGGUGAGGCGUUUGCCAAGAGUGCGGCGUUGGCCAACAAGACACCCAACGAGCCAAUGAUGCCCAAUGGGCCAAUGGGGAAGCCGUGCGGUUGCGGUGAGGCGUUUGCCAAGAGCACGGUGUUGGCCAACAAGACACCCAACGAGCCAAUGACGCCCAACGAGCCAAUGGGGACACCGUGCGAGUGCGGCGGCGUCUCGGCCAAGAGCGCGGCGUUGGCCAACAAGACGCCCGACGAGUCGACGAUGCCAAACGAGCCGAGCGCGGCGCCGUACGCCACGUUCGCCAAGGACGCGCUGGGCAGGAAGGCGGCGGGCGAGGCGCCGGGGAAGCCGUACGAGUGCGGCGAGUGCGGCAAGAGCUUCUCGUGGAGCUCCCACCUGGACCGGCACCGGCGCAUCCACGCCGGGGAGAAGCCGUUCGGCUGCGGCGACUGCGGCAAGAGCUUCUCGCAGAGCUCGCACCUGGAGCGGCACCGGCGCGUCCACGCCGAGCGGCCGGCGGCGUGCGGGGGGUGCGGCGGCUUGGGCGGGCGCCGGCGCGGGGAGGGCGUGCCGGGCGCGUGGGGGCGGGGGGAGGGCGGGCGGCGCGGCGGGGCCGUGAGGCACCAGGCGACGCAGACCGGGGACAAACCGUACGCGUGCGGCGAGUGCGGCAAGAGCUUCGGGCAGAGCGCGGCGCUGGCCAAGCACCGGCGCGUGCACAGCGGCGAGAAGCCGUUCGCCUGCGGGGACUGCGGCAAGAGCUUCGGCGUGCGCUCCAACCUCAUCAAGCACCAGCGCACGCACCUGGGCGAGAAGCCGUACAAGUGCGGCGACUGCGGCAAAGGGUUCAUCCAGAAGUCCGACCUCACCAAGCACCGGCGCAUGCACACCGGCGAGAAGCCGUACCGCUGCGGCGACUGCGGCAAGUGCUUCAGCGUGUCGUCCAACCUCAUCAAGCACCAGCGGAUCCACCUGGGCGAGAAGCCGUACCGGUGCGGCGAGUGCGGCAAGAGCUUCAUCCAGCGCUCGGAACUCACCAUCCACCACCGCGUGCACACCGGCGAGAAGCCCUACAAGUGCGGGCAGUGCGGGAAGAGCUUCAGCCGCAGCUCCCACCUCAACCGGCACCACCGCACCCACGGCGCCGCGGCGGACAAGGCCAAGGGCGGCGGCGCCGGCCCCGCCCCCUUCGCGCCGCCGGGGGGGCCCCCCGGCCAAUCGCUGGCGCCGCUGGGCGGGGGGGCGGCGCUGGAGCUGCCCUGGCCCCUCCCCUUCCCCGCGCGGCCCUUCCCCCCGGGGCCGCUGGCGCCCAACGCGGCGCCGCCCACGCCGCCGCUCGUCAACUGAGCGGGAACGGGCGCGGGGGAGGAGCCACGGAGCGCUGGCCACGCCCCCCGCGCCCACGGCCAAUGGGCGGCGAGCUCACACGGCCAACCAGGGUCGAGCCCGAAGACCCAACGGGGGUUGGAGUCAAAGACCCGGCGUUGGGUCUAAUCCCCUCGGUGGCUCAUUAAUGACCUUGUUAAUUAGGGGAGGGGCCCACCUCACUCAUUAGGGGGUGGGGAGGUACCCCUCUUGGCCCCGCCCCCUCCCCGGCCCCUCCCCCAACUGGUUUUGGCCCCAAAGACCCAACUGGGGUUGAACUGAAACCCAACUGGGGUUGGUGUCAAAGACCCGGCGUUGGGUCUAAUCACCUCGGUGGCUAAUUAAUGAUCUCGUUAAUUAGGGGAGGGGCCAUUCUCGCUAAUUAGGGGGUGGGGAGGUUCCCCUCUUGGCUCCGCCCCCUCCCAGUCUCCCCGGCCCCGCCCCCAGCACCCAACUGGUGUCGACCCCAAAGACCCAACUGGGGUUGGUGUCAAAGACCCGUCGUUGGCAGCUUCUUGCCUCAGUGGCUAAUUAAUGACCUUGUUAAUUAGGGCAUGGAGAUGUCACCCUCAUUCGGUGGCUCCGCCCUCAUCCCGCCCUCCCCGGGCCCUCGGCCAAUGGGCAUCGAGCUCACAUGACCAACCAGGGUCGACCCGAAGACCCAACGGGGGUUGGAGUCGAAGACCCGGCGUUGGGUCUAAUCACCUCGGUGGCUAAUUAAUGAUCCCGUUAAUUAGGGGAGGGGCCAUUCUCGCUAAUUAGGGGGUGGGGCGUUUCCCCUCUUGGCCCCGCCCCCUCCCCGGCCCCUCCCCCAACGGGUUUUGGCCCCAAAGACCCAACGGGGGUUGGAGUCAAAGACCCGUCGUUGGCUCUUCCCGCCUUGGUUGCUAAUUAACGACCUCGUUAAUUAGGGGCGGGGCCAAUCUCGCUAAUUAGGGCGGGAAGCCCCACGGGGGCCCCGGCGCCGUCUCCGCGGCCUCCGGAACUCGCCAAAUUCCACGUUUUCCCCCCAAAAUUAAGGUUGAAAAUGAUGGUUUUUCGGUCAGUGAUAAAAAACGGUAAAAUCGCAGGAAAAGGCCGUUGGGAAAUGGGCCAAAAUCGCCCAAAUUUGGGGUUUUUCAGCUGAAAAACGGGCAGAACGGCGGCGGAAAAGCGAAGAACGGGUGGGAAAUAGCGGGGGAGGGGCAAAAAAUGGGGAAAAAACGGUGAAUUUUGGAAAAAAAAAAUGGUGAAUUUGGCCGAAAAGUGCGAAAAUUCGCAAUUAAACGUCGAGGAAAAAGGUGAAAAUGAAGCGGGAAAUUGGGGCUAAAAACGGAGAAAUCGGGGAAAUUUGGGGACGCGUUUUGGGGGGAAAACGGCUGGAAAGGCCCCAAACGGAGGGAAUUUGGGGUUUUUUGGGGUGUUUUCGUGGGUUUUGGGGACUUUGGGUUCCUGGGCGGAAAUAAAGCGGCGCUGGGUCCCAC